Messenger RNA from Procambarus clarkii (red swamp crayfish), 907 nucleotides. RefSeq lists its product as uncharacterized. The record is from RefSeq and is a predicted model, not a curated record. NCBI's taxonomy places the organism in Eukaryota, Metazoa, Arthropoda, Malacostraca, Decapoda, Cambaridae.
UGUGCCAACGUCACGUCUUGAAAACAAAAAAACCAGCAGUAAGCCACAAGAGUAUAUAACGGGGAGAGCUUGUAGUGAGCCCCUCUCUCCUCCACCCUCGUCCACCAGUACCAAGUUCCACACUCCGGUACUCACUUGGAUACUCCGGUAGCCGGUUCGACACUCCGGUACUCAGGUCGACACUCCGGUAGCGUCCCUGGUGACAGCAGUUGGUGGUACAGAGGUCGAGGUGCAGGAGCGGACAGCUGUACAACUGUGUCGACAGAUGUUGGUGAUGAACAGGACCAUCAUGGCUCCCCUGGUUGUGUUGCUGGCGCUCUGUCUCCUCUCCACCCCGACACAUGGACGCAGCGAGGAAGAUGCGAGGAUCGUGGCAGCCAGGUCGACCAAAACAGCCAUCUCCUUCACCACCUCCACCACCGUCACGCCCUACACCUGCGCCCUCGUCAUUAACGCAAAGGUCUGCCAGCGCCGUCGCUACAAGCGGUACUCAUCAGUCAACAACUGGGGGCUGGAGAAUGACUAUGAAGAGCUGCACGGCUCAGUGCCGGAGCUGUCGUCGUCAGGGGGCCGGGAGGGCCGCAUCGCCCUCACUAUCUGGAGCACCACCACCUCCGUCUACACCGUCACCACCACCUCCAUCAACAGCUCCACUACCUUCUCCGUCUCCUUCUACUGCACCGUCAACGGCGCCUCCUUCCCGCCCCUGUGCGGCUAGAUCUCACUCCUGCUGCGGGGUUCCUCCCUCAGGAGCCAGCCACGCCGCGGGGAUGGCGCUGUGAACGCCCUCUGUGGUCAGCCUGUGGGAUGAUCAAUGUUAAUUUAUUUGGAAAUCUUUGUCACCGUCUCUUGGAACCACCUGAAAGGUCAUAUAUUGUUGUACAGUAGUUCUUAGGGGUCAUCUAUG